This is a messenger RNA of Drosophila sechellia, 984 nucleotides long. Its product is annotated as probable RNA methyltransferase CG11342. Bases 73 to 789 code for a protein of 238 amino acids. Gene Ontology annotation, molecular function: O-methyltransferase activity; RNA methyltransferase activity. The transcript has a single exon. Gene Ontology annotation, biological process: negative regulation of pre-miRNA processing. Gene Ontology annotation, cellular component: cytoplasm. Lineage: Eukaryota; Metazoa; Arthropoda; Insecta; Diptera; Drosophilidae. The record is from RefSeq and is a predicted model, not a curated record.
CGACCAUCUCUAGCAGCAUGUUUCUGUGAAAUCAAAACAAAUAAAUACACGAAAUCAUUGAACGUUAUAAAUAUGGAAAUUAGAAACAACGAUCCCGGAGCCGUUCAAUAUGGCAACUUCUUCAACUAUUAUCAGUUCAGUUCCGCCGCGGAACGCGUGAAACUGUUACCGGAUGCGGACAUAUGGCUACCAGCCCUGGAGGAUGGAGAAUGCCGAAGGGAUAAACCCUAUUUCAUCCUGGAUGUGGGCUGCAAUUGUGGUGUACUCACUCAACUCAUGCAUAAAUAUCUGGAGGAACGUCUUUGCAGGUCUGUGAAAGUCCUGGGAGUGGAUAUAGACCCUCGGCUGAUUCAACGUGCCACCGAGGAGAAUGAGUCCCCGAAAGAUGUGAGCUACGCCUGCGUGGAUGUCCUCGAUGAUGGUGCCUUUGAAUCCGUGAAAACAUAUAUGGAGGUGAAUAAUCUCGAGAAAUUUGAUGCCAUUUGCUGCUACUCCAUUACCAUGUGGAUUCACUUGAAUCACCAUGAUCAAGGCCUGCGAUUCUUUCUGCAGAAGCUCUCCAAUCUGGCAGAGCUCCUGGUGGUGGAACCACAGCCCUGGAAAUGCUAUCAGAAAGCAGAGAGACGCCUGAAAAAAGCCGGAGAGAUAUUCCCUCUUUUCCUGGAACUCAAGUGGCGAUCUGAUGUGGAUCUUCAGAUACAAAAAUACCUGGAAGACUCUUUGGACCGAAGAAAGAUAUUCGAAUCCGAACCAACUAAAUGGCAGCGAAAGAUCUGCUUCUACAGAUGAUAAUUCAGAUAUAAAGGACAAUGUUAAAUAGAAGAAACCUAAAACUGCUGCGAGGAAUCGUAGCAUAUCCUUUAUUCCUAUUUUUACUUUUGGAUUUAACGAUUCAAUUGAUACGAAUGUGUUUUUAGCCACUAAAUUGGACAACCUUUCAACUGGCUGAUAAGGAAAUAAAAUCUUUAAAGUUACAAACUGAAA